Messenger RNA from Sodiomyces alkalinus F11, 2176 nucleotides. RefSeq names its product mitochondrial division protein. NCBI's taxonomy places the organism in Eukaryota, Fungi, Ascomycota, Sordariomycetes, Glomerellales, Plectosphaerellaceae. Gene Ontology annotation, cellular component: nucleus; cytoplasm. Gene Ontology annotation, molecular function: ubiquitin binding. The transcript is spliced from 4 exons. The record is from RefSeq and is a predicted model, not a curated record. Gene Ontology annotation, biological process: proteasome-mediated ubiquitin-dependent protein catabolic process; ubiquitin recycling. Bases 148 to 2124 code for a protein of 658 amino acids.
CCAGACAUCAACACAAGAGAGCAAAGUGUUUGAAUUCUUUGCACAUAAUAUAGCGCAACGCGACCCUCGCCCCUCGCCCAUAUCGAGCACCAAUCUACCUGAAACCGCUCGGUCAAGGUAGUAGAGUGCUCGUAUAUCACAUUACGCAUGGCCGACUCAGACCAGCAGUAUGACUUUUACGACGAUCCAUCCCUGGACGACGAACAGUCUAUCGUAUCUACCCGGAACAUAGAGGCUUUCGGUCGGAAAGUUACCACAACGGCCAGUCAUUUGAUGGGCCCGCUUUCCGAGCAAGCCAAGCAUCCAUCACAAUACAAUGCCGCUAUGAUAGAGGUGCACAAGCAGUUCAAACGACCAUCCGUCCGCCGAAACGUGCUAUCCAUGGCCAAAACAACUCCCACCGACAUGGUCCGGUCGAAGCUGUCCGCCAACGAGAUCCAGCAUCGCGCCCUGUCCUGUCUCCCCGACGAGCUCUUGGUGAAUAUCCCGGAGGACCAGUCGUCCUAUUCGCUCUUCCAAGGCUUCCAGGCCAGCUUUCCGGACUUCACCGAAGAUGGGAGGAAACACAGACGCCGUACAUCUAGGGGGAGGAAGCUUAUCGACGAUGGGAAUCAGGAACCCCCCGGCCCACACUCUCUGCACAAGCUCAAGAAGGAAAAAUCCGACAUGAUGCACGAGCUGGAGCUGCUGAGCAUACGGAAGAACAUGGCCAGCAGCGAAAUACGGGAUAUCGACAACAAGAUCGCCAACCUGGCCGGCAUGAGGAGGCUUAUCCUAGAUCGACUGGCGGCACUUGAACAGGACGAGACCAUGUUGGAACACGACAUCGUCGACGUCGAAGGUCGACUGGAGGAGGCGCAGCAUCUAGUCGACGAGGCCGAGACUCUAGCUGCGCAGACCCCCACCAAGGAAGAAGAAGACUUAGCCAUCGGCCACGAUGACGGCUUCAUGUCGCAGUCUAUCUACGAGAAGAUCCCUGCCGUCUCGACCCCCCCUCCGAAGACGAGAAAAGCAAGAGUGAUCCGACGCAAAUCUAUGCCCAUCCUUCAUGAGCACUUCGAGCCUGGUAGCUCUAUUAGAGAGAUUCGGGCGCACCGGGACACUAUCACCGCGUUGGAUUUCGACGCACCCUUUGGGAUGAUGGUCACUGCAGCUAUGGAUGAUACUGUCAGAGUGUGGGAUUUGAACGCAGGACGAUGCAUGGGGCUUCUCGAGGGGCAUGCGGCAUCGGUCAGAGCGCUGCAGGUGGAGGACAACAUCCUGGCGACAGGUUCAAGAGACGCGACCAUCCGGCUUUGGGACCUCAGUCGGGCACACUACGAUCCGCACGGCGGCCAGUUCGGGAGGGGAGGAGAUGAAGACGACGAUGGCAUCGCAUUCGAGAACCCAGACGACCAGCCUGUGGAGCCUCCCGAGGGAAGCAUGGCAGACUGCGAGCUCAUCACCCUGCGCGCCCACGUGGACGAGAUCACGGCGCUCCACUUCCGGGGCGAUAUCAUGGUGUCGGGCUCGUCCGACAAGACCCUCCGGCACUGGGAUCUCGAGAAGGGCCGCUGCGUCCAGACGCUGGACGUGAUGUGGGCGGCAGCGCAGGCGUCGGCUAGUUUGGGCAGCGAGAGCUCAUGGAGGCAAACGAACCGGGCACUCGACAGAACCGCCGACUUUGUGGGGGCGGUCCAGGUGUUCGAAUCGGCGCUCGCCUGCGGUACCGCCGAUGGCAUGGUGCGGCUGUGGGAUCUCCGGAGUGGUCAAGUGCACAGGAGUCUGGUUGGACACACUGGGCCGGUGACCUGCUUGCAGUUUGACGACGUCCACCUUGUUACGGGCAGCGCGGACCGGAGCGUCAGGAUGUGGGAUCUCCGCACAGGGUCCAUCUCGGACGCCUACGCCUACGACCAUGGCGUCACGAGCAUGAUGUUCGACACGCGGCGUAUUGUGUGUGCGGCGGGAGAGGACGUGGUCAAGGUGUACGAUAAGGUAGAGGGACGGCAGUGGGACUGCGGCGCCGGAAUCGUGAACGCAGAGGAAGGCAAGCUGGCGGCCAUUGUAGAGAAGGUGAGGGUACGGGACGGGUAUAUGGUAGAGGGCCGGCAGGACGGCAUUGUAGGAGUAUGGACAUGUUAAAGAUUGGGAAGUGCUGUUGUUGUAUAAAUAUGAUGAUGAUGGUGGGAAGGGG